This is a messenger RNA of Drosophila sulfurigaster albostrigata, 897 nucleotides long. RefSeq names its product tubulin polyglutamylase ttll-4-like. Gene Ontology annotation, molecular function: tubulin binding; tubulin-glutamic acid ligase activity. Bases 101 to 817 code for a protein of 238 amino acids. Gene Ontology annotation, biological process: protein polyglutamylation; microtubule cytoskeleton organization. The transcript is spliced from 4 exons. Lineage: Eukaryota; Metazoa; Arthropoda; Insecta; Diptera; Drosophilidae. The record is from RefSeq and is a predicted model, not a curated record. Gene Ontology annotation, cellular component: cilium.
UUAGUUGGCCAAUCGUGGAGUCCGCACAGACGGCCUCUGGGAGGCGCUAAGGAGUCUAGUGUUACGCACAAUUUUAGCUGGUGAAAAUGGCAUAAAUAGCAUGAUACGAGCAAACGUGGAGUCCAAAUACAGUUGUUUUGAAUUAUUUGGAUUUGAUGUGAUCUUAGACUCGGAUCUUGUACCAUGGUUAUUGGAGGUCAACAUUUCACCCAGCUUGCACUCAGAACUGCCGCUUGAUGCUCAUGUUAAGGCACCCCUGGUUCAGGGCGUUCUUAACACAGCUUUGUAUAACAUACCACCAAAACUGACUCAGGAAAAACAAAAGGAGCUUGCCGCCGAGUUUUCAUUUCCACCUGGAACACAAAUGUGCUAUGAUAAACGUCUAUAUAUAAAUUAUUUAUCGCGCGAUGAGAAGGUCAAACAUAAUAAUUUUACACGUAAAACAAUGGAAAACCGCGAAGAUUAUGUUAAUGCAAUUCUGCAAAAUCUAACACCUGACGAUGUGCGCUGUCUUAUUGUGGCUGAGGAUGAGCUGGCACGAUGCGCUCCUCUUGAGCGCAUAUUUCCCACAGAUCAUACCCACAAAUAUCUAAAAUACAACGACACUCCUCGUUAUUACAAUCGAUUGUUAGAUGCCUGGGAAUCACGCUAUGCAAAUAACCGUACCGAAGGGAUAGCACUUCUUCGCGAUUAUUGCCAAGCCAAAUACCAUUUACAGGUUCCAGUGCCACCUGCCAAAAAGGACUUGAACGAUAACCCCGAAGAGAACACACUUCUGAAGCUAGAAAAUGGACCCAUUGCAAACUCAAAUUCAUAAAACAACCUUUCUUUCGCUUUCAAAUAAUGAUUCUAGCGAAUUCUGUUAAAUACAUCAACCGACUUGGAAAAAAUGUUAAG